Molecule: messenger RNA, 2471 nt
Organism: Phasianus colchicus (ring-necked pheasant)
Lineage: Eukaryota; Metazoa; Chordata; Aves; Galliformes; Phasianidae
Gene: IGBP1
Product: immunoglobulin binding protein 1
Biological process (GO): regulation of signal transduction; regulation of dephosphorylation
Cellular component (GO): cytosol
Molecular function (GO): protein phosphatase 2A binding
Source: RefSeq, a predicted model, not a curated record
GGGACUCAGGAGCCAACCAAAGAAAAGAACGUGUGGAGAAAAAUUGGCAGCAGGCGCUGCAGCUGAACAGCAAAACACAGCGCUGUGCUGCGAGUGCCCACGGAUGCUGUGUCACAUUCCAGACCCAGGCUGCGCAGUGAUGGCUGCGUGCAGAACAAGCCCCCUCGACGUCCCCAGGUGCCAUCAAGGCUCUUCCAAGAGCAGGACAGGACCACGUGAAGCACCCCCUGUCCCUGGGGCAGGGCGUGCUGACUUUCUGACCACACGCUUCUGCAGCAGCGGUGAUUCGGGGGCCCAUUGAGGGACCCAGGCAGUGCCUGGUGUGUGGGUGCCACAGCGAUGGCUUGGCUCCCUCUGGUGCAGCCACACGAGCAGAACACAGCUGGCGGCACCCAGCCGAGGGAGCUGAGCCCUGCAGGGCCCAUGGGGUCCUUGGGCACCGCGUCUCGUUACCCCGAUCUUUGAUUGGUUUUGGCAGCAUUGAUGACGGUGACGAUUCCCGAUUCUGGAAUGAGCGCGUCCAGCUCCAGCUUGGCUCUGCGCCGCGCGGGGGAACCCCGGCCUGCUGCUGCGUUUUUUGUUUAAUUAACAGAAACCAGUGGAGGUAACAGAAAGACUCGCACCAUUGGUGAGAACAGCGAGCAGCCAUCUGCAGCAGGGUGGGUAUUGGAGCGGUGGCCAAACAGCAGGGAGCUGGCGGGGCUCGGUGGGCCUGGGGUGGAUGUGUGUGAGCCCCGUCUGCGUCGCUGCACGGCGCGGAGCUGCGGCUGUGUGGGGGAAACUGGGGCUGAGGGGUGAGCGGAUCCAGAUGGGUGCAUCCCUAACUUUGAUCUGCCCUCUGAUUUGUUUCCUGAUGCAACGUCCUGCUGUUAGUUACACUCAGGGCUCGGUUCGGAGCCAUCCUGUGACCGCAGUUCCGUACGAGCGCGCUCACGGCCCGCGACGGCCCGGCCCUCACCAAGAUGGCGGCGCCGCUCUCACCAAGAUGGCGCCCCGCCCUCACCAAGAUGGCGGCGGAAGGGGCGUCGCCGCCGUAACCGGAAGCGGGCGGCAGGCGGUUCCUUCCCGGCCCAGCAUGGCGGAGGCGCCGGGCGAAGGCCCGCGGCUGCCGGAGCUGCUGGAGAGGGGCUGGCGGCUGCUGGAGGAGGUGGAGGCCAGCACCGAGCCGUCCUCCGGAGCGCCGUCCGUGCAGGCCAAGGUGCGGCAGGGGCUGGGCGCGCUGCAGCGGGCGGCCGCCAUGGUGGAGGAGCUGCAGCUGUUCAGUGAGAACGAGGAGCUGGAGGAGAUCGCCUCGGCCGACCUGAAGUACCUGCUGGUGCCCGCGCUGCUGGGCGCGCUGACGCUGCGGCAGGUGGAGCCGAGCCGGCGGCGGGAGCACCUGGAGAGCGGCCGGAGGCACCUGUGCCGCUUCCUGGAGCUGUGCCGCUCCUACGGGCUGAGCGGAGCCCCGCCGCCCCCCGCCGCCCCGCGGGAGGACAGCGAGCCCGGGAGCGCCGCGCCGAGCAGCCUGCUGGGCAUGGCCUCCAGCCGGCAGGCCAAGAUCGAGAGAUAUAAGCAGAAAAAGGAACUGGAGAACAAGUUGGCCUCUCUGAGAACCUUUGUGGAGAGUGGGCAGGCAGAUGAGGAGCAAGUACGGGAGCUGUAUCUACUGCAGGUCAAGAAAUGGGUCAACAUCAGCUUUGAGGAAAUUGAGAGCAUCGACCAGGAAAUGGUCAUCUUGAAGAGCAGAGAUACGAUGAAGCAGUCUUCAGCACCACCACACGGUCCUUCUCGACAAGUCAGGACUCCAUUGAAACCUUUCAUUCUUACCCGGGAUGCAGUUCAGGCUAAAGUGUUUGGUGCUGGAUAUCCUGGCCUGCCAACUAUGACUGUAAACGACUGGUAUGAUCAGAAGAGAAGGGAAGAAGCAGCACGUGGUCAGAGUGCACCUCAGAGGCCACCAAACACAAAUGAUGAAGAGUUGCAGAAGGAGCAGCAGGAGAAAAUAAAGGAGGAGGAUGAUGAGGAAGCUCUACAAAAAGCUCGGGACUGGGAUGACUGGAAAGAUACACACCCCAGAGGCUAUGGCAACCGGCAGAACAUGGGCUGAUGCUUCAGCGGCAGAGAGAGCAGGGCCUGGAAAUCCUGUAAGAGUUGCCUAUGUCUUGCAGACGUAGGAAUAAAUACACUGUACAUAUGCAGAGGUAUCCUUGGCUUCUCUGGGAGUCACUGGAAUCAGAGGAGUGAAUGUGACAGUUUGCUUUGGUUUACAUGAAACAUCAGGCUGAGAGUGUGCUUGUCCUGUGCAUUGACACCGCAGAGCUCCUGACAGUGGGCACUGCGUGAUGGGUCAGGCUGCCUCUGCCCUCCCAGUCAGAGGAAGGCCUUGAAAGAAAAGCAGCUGAGUUUGGAAACCACUCUUUGUAUUGUUGGUGGAUGUAUUUAUUUUUUCCUCUAUAUUUUAAACAAAAUAAAAUCUCUUGUGUUGCCUA